GAACUGGCUUCCAGAGUGGGGUGGGGUCUGCGGGCUGAGAGUGAGAUAGGAAAGAGCAAAGAGGGAGGAAAAGAGAAGAGAGAGUUGAGAGAAAGAAGAAAAAGAAGAGAGGAGAGAGAAGAGAGGAAAGAGAGAGAGAGGAAAGAGAGAGGAGAGGAAAGAGAAGAGAGAGAGAGAGAGAUCUCCCGGCCCACUCCGUGUCCUUUCACUGCUGUCUUUAUGUCCUCUGGCUGCAGCGCCCAGCGGUCAGCGCUGGAGAUGCGGGGGCGUGUCCCGUGACGUCAGGAACUGGGAGGAACCUGCCCCGGAAGCGGGCGCUGAGGACCUGGGAGCACGGUCAUGGAGGCACCCGGGGUGCUGCUGGUGAUGGGUGUGAGCGGCUCCGGAAAAUCCACUGUGGGUGCGCUGCUGGCCUCCAAGCUGGGAUGGAAAUUCUAUGAUGCCGAUGAUUACCACUCCGAGGAGAAUCGGAUAAAGAUGGCGAAAGGGGUACCACUGAGCGACCAGAGAUGUGGCUUUGGGACAGCCUGUUGUUCUAGCCUGUUCAGCUCUGAAGAAAACGUACAGAGACAUCUUGAUCCGAGGAGGAAGUGAUGCGCCCCUGAAAAGUGAUGACUCAGCAAAGGAACCGCUGGCUGGUGGGAAGCUCCUGGUGGUCUACCUCUGCGGCUCGUUUGACAUCAUUUAUGGACGCUUGCUCCAAAGAAAAGGACAUUUUAUGCCGCCCGAGUUACUGCAGUCCCAGUUUAGUAUUCUGGAGCCCCCAUCAGCUCCCGAAAACUUCAUCCAAGUCAGCGUGGACAAAAGUCUCCCGGAGAUCACCGCUGCCGUUAUGGAAGCCCUCAAGUGAAGAACUCGUUCAUAGCAGAGUACACUCUGCUCCCAAGCUCCUCGCCCGUGGUGUCUUCUGAAUUCUUUAUUUUUAGAGGCAGUGUUUCUCUGUUGACCAGGGUGGUCUGGAAUGCAGAGAUCUGCCUGCCUCUGCCACCCCGAGGGCAGGGAUUAAAGGCGUACACCACCACCAUCGGGCUGUACUGUAAAUUCUUAAUUGGGGAAAAACCGCAGUGCUUGGAGGCAGAAGCCGUUGUUUGACUGUGUUAGGAGUUUGUGGCAUGGUUGGCAGUGUGCAGCUGUGAGAGGACAGGGGGAGGGUGUUAAAAGUUAAAAAUGCACUUGAGAGAUGGCUCAGUGGUUAAGAACACUGACUGCUCUUCCAGAGGUCCUGAGUUCAAAUCCCAGCAGCCACGUGGUGUCUCACAACCAUCUGUAAAGGGAUCGGAUGAUCUCUUUUGGUGUGUCUGAGAGCUACAGUUUACUCGUGAUGUGAUAAAUCUUUUUUUUUUUUUUUUAAAGUUAAAGACUGAAGUUUAAAUUGACAUACAAUGAAACCUGAUGGCCAGAGGAAAUCCUGUAAUCAGUGCUAGAAAUUACUACCUUGCGAAAGAACAAUAGCUUGUGCCUGUAUCUGUACAAAAGAAUGAAAUUUGCUAUCUCGGAAACUGGUUUCAGCAAUAGAAACCCCAACAGAACCAAGCCGCCCACUGCAUGCCACACGCCCAGUACAGUGGCAACUACUUUUAAAUAUUUCACGUUAGCAUAGAAAAUCAUAGGCUCCAUCUUCUGUCAUUUGCUAUCUAUAAUCUCAUUUAUUGUCAUUGUUAUUAGUGGGUUGUUGUUACAGGUGGCCUCCAACUCAGACAGUUGCCUCUUUCUGCCUCUCCAGGGCUGGAUUGAAGGCUUGCCCCACCAUAAACGACUUCGUUUUCAUACAUCUGUCUUUAUACUUUAUUCUAAUUCAUUGCCCUGUCUCACUGCCCUUCCCCCACUCUGUGUCUCCUGCUUCUUUCUGGCAGGUUCCCGUCCUUUCCCUAGAUGGCCAUCUUCCUGCACUCAUGGCUAUCACCCUUUCUUUAGACCUUUUCUCACACACACACACCACCUAAUAUGUAUAUAUAAGUUUAGGACCUGCUUGGGGGAGAAUGGGGUCUUUUCGCAACUACCCAAAAUUUCAUUGUGUGUCCACACGUUUUUGUUUUUUUUGUUUUUUUGUUUUUUUUCGAGACAGGGUUUCUCUGUAGCCCUGGCUGUCCUGGAACUCACUUUGUAGACCAGGCUGGCCUCAAACUCAGAAAUCCGCCUGCCUCUGCCUCCCGAGUGCUGGGAUUUAAGGCAUGCGCCACCACGCCCGGCUGUGUCCACACGUUUGAGGGACAUCUCAUCCUGCCUCCAUUUCCUGAUAGGGUUACAGGCGGCUGCCUUUUUGGUUGAGCAGUGUGACGGAUCAUCUUGUCAACCUGGUGGGACUUAGUUAGAAUCACCGUGGGGAAAGACUUUGAGGGGUUUUCUCCUUUUUAAAAUCACCUUUGUGUUGGUUUUUUGAGAUACUAGCUCAAAUCUCCCCAAUCUCCGAGAAUUCGUUAUAUAGACCAGGCUGGCCUCAAACUCACAGAGUAGUAAGACUAAAGGUGUGUGUUACCACACCCGGCGAGGGAUUUUUUUUUUUUCUAAUGAGUUUUUUUUUUUAAGAUUAUUUAUUUUAUGUAUGUGAGUACACUGUUGCUGUCUUCAGACACACCAGAAGAGGACAUCAGAUCCCAUUACAGAUGUUUGUGAGCCACCAUGUGGUUGCUGGGAGUUGAACGCAGGACCUCUGGAAGAGCAGUCAGUGCUCUUAACCACUGAGCCAUCUCUCCAGCCCUUUCUAAUGAGUUGGACGUGGGAAGACACACCCCAGCGUGGGCAGCACCACCCCACGACCCAGGUCCUACACUGAAUGAAAAGGGUUCAUGAACUGAUCCCAGGCUUCAGAGCUCCGUGCUUCUGUCUGUGGAUGCAGUGUGACCAGUCACCGCCGGCUCCAGCCACUCUGAGUCCCUGCCAUGAUGGACUGUAUCCUGUCAAAUUGUAAAGCCAUAGUCAACCCGCUCACUCUUCCUCAGGCUGCUUCUUGCCAAGUGCAAACAUGAAGCCUUUGCCCUCCUUUGCUCAGUUAUUUGGGACAUGUCCUGCCUGGCUUCGGACUUGACACAGUCAAGGGAGAGACAGGCCACCCUCUAUUCUCAGAUGAGGAUAAAAGACUUCCCUACAUGGGCGAGGUGUGGUGAUGCUUACCUUUAAUCCCAGCAUUCCAGAGACAGCUGUAUCUCUGAGUUUGAGGCCAGCCUGGCCUCUAGAGCUAUACAGUGAGACUUGUCUCAAGAUAACAGCAAAUAAAUAAAAAUAGGAGAGGCAGAGGCUUAGGACAACCAGGGCUAUACAGAGAAACCCUGUCUCGAAAAACCAAAAAAAAAAAAAAAAAAGAGAGAGAGAGAGAGAGAGAGAGAGAGAGAGAGAGAGGCAGAGGCAGGAGGAUUUCUGAGUUCAAGGCCAGCCAGAGUGAGUUCCAGGACAGCCAGGACUACAUAGAGAAACCCCGUCUUGAAAAAAAACCAAAAUAAAAUAAAAUAAAAUAAUAAAAAUAAGAGUUCCCCACAGUGGGUGGUAGAGGAAGGAGAGCCAGCGAAGCAAGUGUGUGCUGAGUUACAGCUAUGACCUAUGCUCCGGAGGGCUGACAACACAAAAUGGAUCUGUGGUUCUUAGGUGGCCCUACUCAGAGUAAGAGGGAGAGACAGGCUACCUUCUACUCUCAGGCUAGAGUCCUCCAAGAACCUUGACACCUGGGUCCAGAUCUGCUGAAAGAGAAGAAUCCCGGGUGGACUGUUCCCUUGCUCAACUCUCUUCUCGCGAUGGAAAGGAAAGCAGGGCUUGCAUUAGACUUGCACCAACCCAGCAGACAUAGCUCAGUGUAGAGAACACUUGCUUAGCAUGUGUAAGGCCACCAAGUGUGACCCCAGCACUGCAAACACCACCAGAUGCCUUCGCAGUCAGUGUACUGAACCAUCUUGACCAGGGUGUUCAGGGAGCCGACCUGAGAGCCUUGUACAUGUGCAGAGCAGCCUGGUCCAGAACCCUAUGUAGCUUGUGUACACUAUCACUGGAAGGAAGCAUCAGAGAGACUCACUAUGGUAAAGUCCAGAGCUGGUGAGGUUCUGACGGGGCACCAGGCGGGAUCUGCAGAGUGGCUGUUAUCUGGACAAGAUCAGAGGAGAAUGGAGCAUAGAAAGGGAUGGGAUGGGGCUGGUGAGAUGACUCAUCGGGUAAGAGCACUUACUGCUCUUCCAAAGGCCCUGAGUUCAAAUCCCAGCAACCACAUAGUGGCUCACAACCACCCGUAAUGAGAUCUGACACCUCCUUCUGGUGUGUCUGAAGACAGCUACAGUGUACUUAUAUAUAAUAAAUAAAUCUUUGGGCCAGAGGGAGCAGGGUUGAUUGGAGUGAGCAGAAGUCCUAAAUUCAAUACCCAACAACCACAUGAAGGCUCACAACUAUCUGUACAGCUACAGGGUACUUUUAUUUAUUUUACACACACACACACAUAUAUCUUAAAAAAAUAAGGAAGAUGAACACAGCCGAGGAAUGUGCUGUAUUCCUUGUUUCUUGGCCAUCCCGAUAAACCCUCAGACACAGUGACUACAGGACCUUGUUUAUUGUUUUAUUUGUUCCUUGACUACAUUGUCUUUGACCUAGAAUGGUAUAAAAAGCAGACUGGAAAAAAAAAUAAACUUCCUUCAGCUUCAGCA
This is a messenger RNA of Mus musculus (house mouse), 4619 nucleotides long. RefSeq names its product idnK gluconokinase homolog (E. coli) (gene Idnk). NCBI's taxonomy places the organism in Eukaryota, Metazoa, Chordata, Mammalia, Rodentia, Muridae. The coding region runs from base 340 to 594 and encodes 84 amino acids. Gene Ontology annotation, biological process: carbohydrate metabolic process. Gene Ontology annotation, molecular function: gluconokinase activity; kinase activity. The record is from RefSeq and is a predicted model, not a curated record. The transcript has 5 exons.